Messenger RNA from Humulus lupulus (European hop), 663 nucleotides. Its product is annotated as secreted RxLR effector protein 161-like. The coding region runs from base 1 to 663 and encodes 220 amino acids. The transcript has a single exon. Lineage: Eukaryota; Viridiplantae; Streptophyta; Magnoliopsida; Rosales; Cannabaceae. The record is from RefSeq and is a predicted model, not a curated record.
AUGAGUAUGGUGGGAGAACUGAAUUUUUUCAUAGGAUUACAGGUUAAGCAGACAGAUGUAGAGAUCUUCAUUUCUCAAAGUAAAUAUGCAAAAAACUUAGUUCACAAGUUUGGGUUGGAUACGUCCAAACAUGAGAAAACACCUAUGGCUAUUACUCUCAAAUUGACCAGGGAUGAAACAGGAAUUAAGGUUGAUCCCACACUGUACCGAAGGAUGAUAGGUAGUCUUUUAUACUUCACUGCUAGUCGACCUGACAUUUGCUAUAGUGUAGGUGUGUGUGCCAUGUAUCAAGGGAAUCCAAUGGAAUCCCAUGUGUUAGCUGUCAAACGUAUUAUUUGUUAUGUGAAUGAAACUCUUGAAUAUGGUCUCUGGUAUUCAAGGGAAACUAACUCUCACCUUCUUUGUUUUAGUGAUGCUGAUUUGGCAGUAAAUGCAGAUGAUAGAAAAAGCACAAGUGGUGGUUACUUUUUCUUGGGGAACAAUCUGGUGUCAUGGCACAGUAAAAAGCAAAACUCUAUUUCCUUAUCCACAACUGAGGUUGAAUAUAUAGUUGUUGGGAGUUGUUGCUCUCAACUACUGUGGAUGAAACAUAUGUUGGUCGAUUAUGGGAUAAGUAUGGAUACUUUGACUGUUUUUUGUGAUAACACUAGUGUAACACCCUAA